AUGGAUAAUAUCAACUGGAAUUCAUUUAUAACAUUUUCUAAUAAUGAUUUGAAAGAUAUAAAUCUAUUAUUUAUCUUAUCUUAUUCUAAACCAUUUAACAAAAAUCUUGAUGAUAUAAAUCUUUCACUACCCUCUGGCUAUAAAAAAAAUAAUAGCCAAGUUAAUACAAGUCUUUUUUCAUCACUUUUUAAAUCUAACAAUAACUGUUCAUUUUCUGACAGUAAUUUUGUCAAUAGCAAUUUUGUCAAUAAAAAUUCUGUCAAUAGAGAUUCUUAUAAGAAUGAUAUUUUAGUGAAAUUAGACAAAGUUGUUAACAACUUGCCAGUUCUUACAGCCUUGAAACCAUUAACUAGAAAUAAAGUUAAAAAAGAUAGAUUUGGAAUAGUUUUUUCAACAACUAAAACUGCAAUUAACAUUGUAUUGGAGACAAAGAGUAAUGAUGAAUUAAUUCAAAUAUUGAAGAACUUCAUUUUAAUUAAACAAAAUAGCUGUAAUAAGAAUAAUAAUUCAGAAAGUGUUGAAAAUAAUCAAGGUAAUGAUGGUAUUAUUACCCUGCAACAAGAUUUAAUUGAGCAAACUAAUGAUCUGCAUCUUACUAAAAUUUGA
Molecule: messenger RNA, 606 nt
Organism: Cetraspora pellucida
Lineage: Eukaryota; Fungi; Glomeromycota; Glomeromycetes; Diversisporales; Gigasporaceae
Source: the annotation of a GenBank genome assembly